AUGUUCAAGAAAUGGAAGGCAGACAAGUCCAAGCGGGACACGGCGCCGCCGCCGAGCGAGACCGAUUCGGAGUCCUGGAAGGCAGACUACACCCACGUUGAGAGCGCGCCCGCGCCCGAAGACCCGCUCGAUCCCGCGCUCGAGUACGCCGUUGUGGACCCUGCCCAUCCCAACAUGCCCUACGGCGACGGCUCCGACAAGGUGUUUGGCAUGGAGAACUUUGGGUACACGUGCUACAUUGCCUCCAUCCUGCAGACGCUCUACUACACGACCUCGUUCCGCCACCAGAUCUUGGCGUUCCCCGAACGCGAUGCAGCACACCCACGCAAGCGGAAACUUCGAGUCCCCGGCCACAAACCGCACGCGUUUCUUUCCUCGCUGGCCCCCACGCCGUCCACAAACGGCUCUGUGGCCGCCUCGACGCCGGGAUCUAGUGGAUCGACAACUCCGCAGAAUUCCAAGGUCCGCAGUCUGUUCAAGCCCGGCCAGAACCAGUCGGCUCCGUCCACAGCGGGGAGCGCCGACAAGGACCCGAAAACCGACCUCAACAACCCAGAGCUACAGAAUCUGCUCGUUGCAAAAUACCCGGAGUACGCCAACCUCGACAUCAACUAUUCGCUGAACCAGCAGAAAAAUAUCACCGUCGUGGGCGUCACAGACAACCGCGCCGCCACCAGCGAGCAGCGCAAACGGCAGGCGCUGGUGCGCGGGCCGAUCAUCAACCUGGACCACUCGUACGCAGACCAGUACGGCAUGUCGGAGACGAUAUUCACCGCUCUCAAGGACGUUUUCGAGUGCGUCACCGAGAACGUGUCGAAAGUGGGGAUUGUCUCUGCGCAGCAGCUGGUGGAGGUGGUGAAGAAGGAGAACGAGAUGUUCCGCAGCUCGAUGCACCAGGACGCGCACGAAUUUUUAAAUUUCCUCGUCAACAACGUGAUCGAGGCUCUAGACAAUUACUGCAACGCUGUCGGCACGGAAACGGAUAUCCACCGUCUUUUCGAGGGUCUGCUCACGAGCGAGACGAAGUGUCUCUCGUGCGAGACGGUUUCCACCCGCGACGAGCUGUUUCUCGACCUUUCCAUCGACCUGCAACCAAACACGUCGAUAACGCACUGCCUAAAAAUGUUCUCGCAGAGCGAGAUGCUCACCGAGUCCAACAAGUUCUACUGCGAGUCGUGCCACUCGCUGCAGGAGGCCGCCAAAACCAUAAAGCUGAAGAAGCUGCCCAAGAUCCUCGCGCUGCACCUGAAACGGUUCAAGUACGCCGAGGAGCUGGGCAGAAACGUCAAGCUCUUCUACCGCGUCGAGUACACGAAAACGCUGCGCAUCUUCAACACGACAGAGGGCUCUGCCUACGCCGACAAGAUGUACGAGCUGUACGCGGUCGUGGUGCACAUCGGCGGCGGCCCGUCGCACGGCCAUUACGUCGCGAUCGUGAAGACCGACCGGUUUGGGUGGCUUCUUUUCGACGACGAGACGGUCGAGUGCGUGGACGAGAACUUCGUGUACCGCUUUUUUGGCGACGGGCCGGGCCUCGCGACGGCGUACCUGCUGUUCUACCGCGAGGUCGAGAACGAGGACGAGUUUCUCGACCGCCUGCUGUACAACGGCCUGGCUACCUCGGAGAACGAGGAGCUCGACACCAGCGCGUACCACAGAGAGUCCGUGCCGGAGGUGGCGGCGGAGAGCGAGACGAACGGCGACGCGGCGCCGGAGAAGGAGAAGCCCGACAAACAGGACAGGAGGAAGCGGGUGUUUGGGUUCAAGCUCGGCAAGGGCUGA
Messenger RNA from Ogataea angusta, 1782 nucleotides. RefSeq lists its product as uncharacterized. Gene Ontology annotation, cellular component: nucleus; cytosol. NCBI's taxonomy places the organism in Eukaryota, Fungi, Ascomycota, Pichiomycetes, Pichiales, Pichiaceae. Gene Ontology annotation, molecular function: cysteine-type deubiquitinase activity; cysteine-type endopeptidase activity. The record is from RefSeq and is a predicted model, not a curated record. Gene Ontology annotation, biological process: protein deubiquitination. Bases 1 to 1782 code for a protein of 593 amino acids. The transcript has a single exon.